AUGGGUCGACAGUUGCGCUUCUUCCCGGCGUUUGGCCUUGUCGCUGCUGUGGCAAUUGCAGGGGUUCAAGUAAACGCAGCGGCCUAUGUCCACGCGCACAAUGAACAGAAGCCAAUCUCAGGACAUGUAUCUGCGGCGAGUGGAAAUCCAUUGACGGCGGAAUUUGGGGAGUUUGUGCGGGAGCAGUUGGAGAAGUGGAAGGUUCCUGGUAUUUCGCUGGCGGUGAUUGACGGAGAUGAUGUGUAUGCCGAGGGCUAUGGAUAUGCGACAUUGCCGGAUAUCCCAGCUACGCCAGAGACUCUCUGGUACGGCGGCUCGACGACUAAAGCUCACGUAGCUGCUGCCCUCUCUGCGCUUAUCCACUUCCGCAACUACUCGGCCUUUUCACAGGGCUGGUCAACUCCCAUCUCGUCCAUCAUCCGCGACGACUUUGUCCUGCAGGAUGAGUGGGCGACGAACCACAUUACUCUGGACGAUGCAGUGAGCCACCGAACGGGCAUGGCUCGUCACGACGUUUCCUCUGUUAAGGAGAUUGAUGGAAGACCAGCGACUCCGAGGGACAUUGUGCGUAAUCUGCGCAAUCUCCCGUUGACUGCGGAGCCGCGGGUGGAGAUUCUUUACUGCAACUUGAUGUAUGUGACGCUCUCGUAUGUCAUUGAGACGGUCACGGGCAGGUGGCUUGGUGAUGUGCUUAAGGAGCUGAUCUGGGAGCCCCUGGGGAUGCGGUCGACGCAUUUCGACUUACAGAGUGCUCUGGAUGCCCCUGAGCACAUGGCUUCGGGAUACGCCUGGAUCCUGGAGAAGGAAGAGUAUGAGGAAAUCCCAUUCAUGACCUUGACAGAAGUCAGCGGAGCGGGAUCAGUCAUAUCCAACGUUCUCGACUAUGCCAAAUGGAUCAAAAGCUUGAUUCACCAGUCCGGACCUCUGUCUGCAGCCGUUCACAAGGAUAUCAGAGCGCCGAGAGUAUUCUGGCCGGGCGAGCCCCAAAACGGCUACGAUCUCGAGCUUUAUGGGCUUGGUUGGGUAAGGACUUUGCAUCAUGGCCAUGUAGUGUAUACGCAUAGUGGAGGGGUGCAUGCGUAUGGAGCUGAAGUUUACUGGUUUCCGGAGGCCAAGUAUGGAGUGGUAGUGCUUGGAAAUACCGCAAAGUGCCAUGUCGUGGAAGCCAUUGUUGGGUGGAAGCUCAUCGAUGAUAAGCUUGGCAUUCCUGACAAGGACCGCGUUGAUUUCGCCGCCAAGUUUAAGAAAGGUGAUGAACAAUUGGAUUGGCUGUACGAGAACGCGCUGGACAUCCUGUACCCUGAGAGACCAGAUCCCGGAUUGCCCCCUACAUUGCCUACGAGCGAACUGGUGGGCACAUACUACAAUCCCGGAUACGGCAACAUUACUCUCCGCGAGGAGGCUCACCCAGAUAAGCCGGGUGAGAAGAUUCUUACUGCUGAUCGUCCAGACUCAACUUGGGAGUACUCAAUGCACUUUCAUCAUGUCUCUGGCGAUCGUUGGAUCGUGUACAUAUCAGCGCCGGUAUUCCUCGGUCGCAAGUUCAAGGAAUUCGUGGCAGGGGAGUUCAAGAUAGGCGCGGAUGGAAAACCAUCGGCGAUUGAGAUUAUAUGGGAGAAUCGAUCGGAUCCCAUGUUCGAAGGAAAGGCGCAUUAUAAGCGAAUCGCGUAG
Messenger RNA from Trichoderma virens Gv29-8, 1671 nucleotides. RefSeq lists its product as uncharacterized. The record is from RefSeq and is a predicted model, not a curated record. Lineage: Eukaryota; Fungi; Ascomycota; Sordariomycetes; Hypocreales; Hypocreaceae. Bases 1 to 1671 code for a protein of 556 amino acids. The transcript is spliced from 3 exons.